This is a messenger RNA of Podarcis lilfordi (Lilford's wall lizard), 16918 nucleotides long. Lineage: Eukaryota; Metazoa; Chordata; Lepidosauria; Squamata; Lacertidae. The record is from the annotation of a GenBank genome assembly.
CUCCUCGGCUUCCGUAGCGGCGCUGAAGAGGAGCGUGUGCGCGCUGUUGGCAGAAUUCAGUGACACGGAGCCACGGCAGAGAGCGGAGCUUGAUCGGAAUCGCCGCCGCCAUGAGCCGAAGCUACAACGAUGAGCUGCAGUACCUGGACAAGCUGGACAAGCACUGCUGGCGUAUCAAGAAGGGCUUCGUGCCCAACAUGAACGUGAGUGGGUCGGAGGACGGGGGUGUGUGGACAGGCACGUAGGGGCGUGUUCAGUCUGAGCCGGUGCUUAGCCCCCCCCCCCCGGCUCGCUUUUAUUGCUUAAAUGAAGUAAUUAAGACUUCCCCUACGCAUGUGCAGAGUGCCGCUGCCUCAAGAUUUAAGCACCGCAUUGCCAACUGCUUUCCGUACCUGGUUGGGCGGGGAUGCCUUCUGACGUACAUCAUCCUUCAGUACAUUUAGUGUCAAAUCCCGGUUUGAAGUUAGUUUAUGCCACAUUCGGAUUAUUAGUACUGUAGCAUUAUGAUUGCGCUACUUAUGCAUGUAGAGCGUUAAAGCAUAAGUCUGACACUGCUGAAACCUUUCUCUAGUGAGUUGAAUGUGGUAUUCAACCGGUUUUAAAACUGCUUUAAAGUAAAAUUUUAUAUGCAUGAUAAAAUCUUUUUUUAAAAAAUGCCUCCUGAAGCAGGUUUCCAUCACUGCUGGGUGUUGCUGUAUUCUUGCCGUUGUCUGGGUUGCUUCUGUGGCCUAGAGCUAAGAUACAGACUUUCCCAGAUUGCCCCAUAAGAAGGAAACUGUAUUUUAGAAAUGUUUAGGGCUUCAGGUACUUCUGAGAAGCUACCUCUCAUUUUGUCACAACUAGAUGAGAGUCUCUAGGACUGCUCAAGGAAGUUCUCACUUUUGAUCUCUAACUGAAGAUUGCUAACUACAGCAUUGGUGUCAUUCAUGGGUCAGAAGAUACAUUUUGUUCCAUGAUUCAAGAUAUGUGAAAUUCUUACUGAAACUCAACAGCUUCUGUAACAAGUAUUCAGCCAAGCUUAUUAUAUUCCAAGUUUUAGUCCAUCUAAACCUUUACUAGAAGUGUCUAAAGUUUCCCUAAUUGUGGCUAAGCCUUGUAGCCUGCUUAGAUGCAGCUACAUUCCAGCUUCUGCUUGAAUGGUAAAUCUUUGUCACUGGCCUUAUGUAAGAACUGAUGCAUUUUGUUUCCCUUUUUCCUCAUUCUUCCGUCUGUAGGUGGAAGGUGUCUUCUACGUGAAUGAUCCUUUAGAGAAGUUAAUGUUUGAAGAGUUAAGAAAUUCAUGCAGAGGUGGAGGUUAGUAUGUGUUGUUGUCACCCAAUCUCACUGGUUUGUUGUGUGUGGAAUGCCAGGUCCAGAUUCACUUUUGAUGAAUCCAGAAUUCACAUAGAUUCAACCAAUGCAUUUAGAGUUUAGGACUGCCUAUAUGUUCAGGCACCAUAGAGUGAUUCUUAAUUGAUGAAAAAUAUUAUAAGCCUUCAUGAAAAUGUUCCCUCUAUAAUUAAUCUGCCACUUGUCAAACUAUGGUGAAACACAACUUAUUUUAAGACUUAGGCUUCAUUUAGAAGUAGAACAUGCUGCAUAAUUUUGCUUGCUUAAUUUAAGCUAGUACUUUCUGGUCUGUCAAAAGGCAUCUUAACUGCACUGAAAUGAAACCAAAUACCCCUUAAUCUUGGCUUUGAAACAUCUGUGUUCUUGGUCACAGCUUGUCUUAUGCCACCUCUAAGUAGAUGUGCUUCACAGUGAAGUUUUCACCUGUGUAACAUGGUCAUGCAAAUUUAAAGGAAAGUCGAUGUAAUGGUGUGAUGUCAUCAACCACAAAUUUGCAAGAAAGGAGGAUGAUUGUGCUUCUCAUCAUCCAUCUUUUUUAGGAGCUGGUGGCUUCCUCCCAGCCAUGAAACAAAUCGGAAAUGUAGCUGCACUGCCUGGCAUUGUUCAUGUGAGUGAUUUUAAAGAGUUGUUCUUAUAUCCUGUUGACCCAUUGUUUCAAAAUAGAAGCCCCAUAUGCAUUGUCAGUAUUUGUAGCAUUCAGCCUUCAUUAAAUUGACCCAUCACAACAAUUUCCUGACAUUUAAACACCAGCAACCCCAGGCAAGAUGACAGUUGUUUACAUUCACCACUUACUUUUGAAGGGGGCCUACAUGCAACUUAUUCUGGCCAAUUUCUACAUUUGUGAGCUGCCCUUCAUGAAUCUGCUGAGUUUUUGGCUAGGAUCAAAGGAUUUUUUUAAAGAAAUGCCCAUUUUGCAGUGACUGUGUGGCAGGGCAAGUAGAAGUUGAGUCCAUGCAGUUAUAGAAUCCUCAUUUGUUCACAUGACUGAUUGCCUUUCUUUUGUUGAUUUUUAAAAUGAAUUUCAGAGAUCUAUAGGACUUCCAGAUGUCCACUCAGGCUAUGGGUUUGCCAUUGGUAACAUGGCUGCCUUUGAUAUGAAUGACCCAGAAGCAGUGGUAUCACCAGGUAUGAGCAGUUUGAAUGUGAUGUUCUCUGUGCAGGGAGAGAACCCUUAUUCUGCAGAUCUGUGCAAUGUAUUGAAGCCAGAUGGGAAAACAAAAUGUGUUUCACAGUACAGUCGUACCUCUGCUUACGUAUCCUUCCACUUACGUAAACUUCGGGAUACGUAAGCAGCAUACGUAAGUCACGCAUUCGCAGAAGCGGUCUAUUGCCGCAUGCGCAUGCAGAAGCGGUCCCUCCGGUUGCGGAAACCUCGGGAUCCGAUGGGAGCUCCAGAACAGAUCCCGUCCACAACCGGAGGGUACCACUGUACUCAUUCAGAUGGAGGUACAUUGCAGAUGAAUAUGUAAAUUGUCAAUUAACCUACAGUUAUUGUCUCACUGGACUCUCUGAAAUCCAAGCCUAGGACACUAUUAACUGUAAUGUAAUGUAGCAAUUAAGUCAUCAACCCUGAAGCAAACUUAAAACAAAUACAAUUUAAGAAUGCUUGUUUUGGAGUAAGAAGGGUAUAUUUGUUUUUAAUAAUAAAAUAACCCUUAUGAAUUCUGCAUAUUCAGGCUCCUUGAGCAGAAGUUCCAUGAAGUGCUAUCUUUUUGUAAUUUGUGCCUUCCAAACCAGUGCAGAUAAGUUGUGUUCCUUCUGACUAACAAAAUUGAGGGGUUGAUGUUUUUACUUGUCCCACGUCAGGGGACAUUUGCUGAAAAAUAUUUAACUAUAACUUCUCUUGAAGAACAUUUGAUUGUGGUAAUGAGUCAGUUCUGCAAUUGUAUGUAUGAAUUUUGAAGGGUGCAUUUGUAUUUAUUUUACUCAUGCAGGUGGUGUCGGAUUCGACAUUAACUGUGGCGUACGGCUCUUGCGCACCAAUCUUGAUGAGAGUGAUGUCCAACCUGUGAAGGAGCAGCUUGCUCAGGCCAUGUUUGACCACAUUCCUGUUGGUGUGGGGUCAAAGGGUGUCAUUCCUAUGAACGCCAAGUAAGUGUUAACUAUCCUUUCUCCAGCAGCAUCUCCUUACUGGAAGGGUGUCUUCCCUCCACCCUUGUCUUUUUGUGUGGGAAGCAAUGUAUAAAUUUAAUAAGCCCUAACUGUACCUUAACAGUAAGGUAUCUAGCCAUGUUGUAGUAGGAAAUAAAGAGCCAUGAGACUUCCGGAGGCGGCGCCAACAGUAAUGGCGAUCUCCUCAUAACUCUUGAGGAGAGGCUCCGCGGAAACUGGGUCGAUCCGCUACGGCGCAGCGGAGACCCUUCCGAAACCCGCAGGCGGAGGAAGCCUGCGGUCGUGGGACUCGGCGGGUGCCUGGAGCGCGCCCUAAACGGCAAAGGAACCCCGCGAGGGGCUCCGAAGCAGGACGGGGGUAGCGCGGCACUGUGAGUCGUCUGCUACUUUCGCGGAGUGAAGCCGUGCAGCUGUUGCUGGAGAGCGCUGACCUUUCUUCCUUGACAAUUCGGCUGUCAAAAGUACAACCCGUGAGUAGGUUUCACGCUAUAAGGAUUAACAAAAAUUUUUGAACUUAUUCGGCUGAAGCGGGAAUGGUGCAAAAAGGAAGUCCACCUCCCGGUUUGCACAGAGAAUAAAGCAAAGACUGUGUGAGUUCGAUACCAAUGAAUGCCAAAAGAGACUGAAACACAGACGUCUAAUGUAAAAUUUCCCCCCCCAUAAUUGGACUAGGGGGGGAAGAAGAGAUAGUAUUUCUUGUUAUUUCCUGUUAUUUUUGAGUAAUUUAAAGAGCAAAUAAGAAAAUAAAAGACCACCUCUCAAUCCCUGGGGACAGACUGCCAGGUUUUGGAAAGAUUGGACACUUUGUUAGCACUCUAAAUGGACAAUGUAUCUUUUUGCCUUUUAACUUUACAAAAUUGAAACUUUGGGACAGUUUUACAACUUUGGGAAAAAGUUGCCUCUUUGGCUGUUUGAGAGUCUUUAUUCUUGAUACUUUAUUACUUGUGUCCCCUGGAGGCCAAAAGGGAAAAAGUCUUUAAUUGACUGAGGAAUUUUCCACCUAACAGCAGCCUGGGAAAGUACAAUAACAAAACAAUUUUGACUGUGAGAGUGACCUUGACUUUUAGAUAAAGUGCCAUGGAAGGAAGAGAUCUGAGGUCUGGGAAAGGCAGGCAGCAGAGCAACAUUGCACAACAGCAACAGCGUAGGCAAUCCAUCGCUGGACCACAAGGGGAGGAAGAAGGAUUGGCCAGUUUAUUUAAAAUUGUGAAUGAAGGUUUUGAAAAAUUGGGUCAACAAAAUGCCGAGGCUCUAGAAGCCAUUAGACAAAACUCUGCAAGUAUUGACAAGUUGACCCGACAGACUAAUGAAAAUACAGAUGUGAUUAAAAACUACUGGAACAAUCUGCUGAAACCCAAAAACAGCUUUGGAAGCCAGAGAAAAGGCGGUAGCUGCUGAAGAAAAACUACCACCUUUAAUUAAACAAGUUCAAGAGCACCACAUAAGAUUGGGAACGCACCAGGAAUUGUUAUCUCUUCUUGAGUUAAAGGAGAAACAGACCAACUUAAGGAUCAGAGCAGUACCUGAGAUUGAAAAAGAGAGCCUGGCAGACUUUCUGACGCAAGAAUUUGCCAACUUUUGGCAAUUGAAUGAUAAGGAAGAUUUCAAGAUAACGUCUGCUUUUAGGCUCGGAAGAAGAGCAAGGAAAAAUAGAGUGAGAGACUGCCUGAUUACCCUGCGAUCAAAAGAGGAACGAGAUAAAAUUUUGAGCCUACAUUAUCAAAAUACACUGACAAUACAAGACUCAAGGAUAGAAAUAUUUAAAGACAUUCCAAAGCUUCUUUUGGAGCUUAGGUCUAACUAUCGAGACCUGGUGACGUUGCUGAGAGGAAACAGAAUUUUUUCAGGUGGGAGUUCCCUCAAGGCCUAUCUUUCAGUUUUAGAGGCAAAAAAUUAAAAUUAAAUCUGUGGAGGAGAAACAGAACUUUUGAGAGACUACCAAGAGGACCUACAAAAAGGAUUGGAGCCAGAAGCCCCUUUAACAGGAUUGGAUCUUACAUUACCACCGUUGGGAGAGGAUAAGACAGAGAAGCCGAAACCACCAACAGAGGAAGAAGAGUUAUUGGGAGCAGUUGGAGGGAAAUAAAGAAAUCAUCAUGGCUCUGCAACUUUUAACUUGGAAUGUUUGUGGUCUGAAUUCUCCGGAAAAAGAAGGAAAGUAUUUCAUAUACUUAAAAAAGAACAAUUGGACUUAAUUUGCUUACAGGAAACCCAUGUGACGAGGCUCCAUAGGAAAAUAUUGAUCAAUAAGAGACUGGGCCAAGAAUUUAUCUCAUCAGACAAAGUUAAAAAACGAGGAGUGGUAAUUUACGCAAAGGAGAGCCUCUCACCAAAAUUUGUCUUUAAGGAUGAACAAGGAAGAUUCAUAGCAAUUGAAAUUCAAGUACAAGGAGAAAAAUUUUUGAUAGUAGGUGUAUAUGCACCAAAUGAGGGGAAAUCUAUAUUCUACAAAAAGUUGCAUGAGACCUUGAUGGACUAUAUGGACUAUAAUACUGUUUUCAUGGGAGAUAUGAAUGGGGUGGUUUCUACAAAUAUGGACAAGUCACAAAGAGAGGUAGUUACUAAAGAUGGUAGACUACCGAAAACAUUUUUGAACUAACUGACAAUAUGGAUUUGAUUGACAUUUGGAGAACUAAGAACCCCCUUGAUAGAGAAGGAACCUUUUUUUCUGAAGCCCAGAAGACAUGGACAAGAAUUGACCAAAUCUGGACUACUAGAGGACUGGCACCCAAGGUUAAGAAGGUAGAGAUCUGCCCAAAAACAUGCUCCGACCAUAACGCCGUGAGAAUGGAGAUGAAGUUAACACCUAUUGGUUCCUUCCGAUGGAGGAUGAAUGACACCUUGUUUAGAGAUCAAGAGGUGAUUAAGAAGGCCCAAAAGACAUUGAGGGACUAUUUUGAGAUAAACUUGAAUACAACUGUAGAAAAAGAGUAAUCUGGGAUGCAAGCAAAGCUGUUAUGAGGGGCUUCCUGAUUCAACAGAAUUCAAUUAAGAAGAAGGCCCAAAACGUAAAGAAAGAAAAAAUUUUGGAAAAAAUAAAGGAGGGCGAGAAGAAAUUGAGAGUGAAGCCCAAUUCACAAGAGAUUCUGAGGGAAAUAAAAUUGUACCAAGUGCAAUAUAUGAAAUUGAUAAAUCAAGAAGUGGAAUGGAAAAUUAAGCAAAUGAGACAAAAGACUUUUGAAUCGGCAAAUAAAUGUGGGAAACUGCUGGCCUGGCAGUUGAAGAAGCGACAAAAACUUAAUACUAUUACUAAUUUGGAAGUGGAAGGGAAAAAUAUCCAGAAUCCAGAAGAAAUUAGGAAAUGCUUCCAGAGAUAUUUUAAACGACUAUACACACAAGGGCCUCAGAAAGAAUUCGAGAUAGAGCAAUUUUUGAAAACCAAUGGAUUACAAAAAAUUUCUCAGGACAACAAGAUAUUGUUGAACUAUAAAAUCACAGAACAGGAGGUUGAAGGUGCCAUUCAGAAUAUGCAGUUGGGAAAAUCUCCAGGACCGGAUGGUUUAACCUCAAAAUAUUACAGAACUUUGAAAGACUGGUUAAUUCGACCUUUAACUGAGGUUUGUAAUGAAAUCUUAGAGGGGAAAAGAGCGCCAGAGUCGUGGAAAGACGCAUUUAUUACACUUAUACCAAAGGCCGAGACUGAAAAGACACAGCUUAAGAACUACCGGCCCAUAUCCCUGUUAAAUGUGGAUUACAAAAUUUUUGCUGACAUUUUAGCAAAAAGGCUUUAAAAAGUGCUAAAAGGAGUGAUUCACAAGGACCAAGCUGGCUUUCUUCCAGAUAGACAUCUCUCGGACAACACAAGGAACAUAAUUGAUAUUCUGGAGAAGCUGCAAGAGGAGAUCAAUACUAAAGCAGUUUUGAUUUUUGUGGAUGCAGAGAAAGCCUUUGACAAUAUUUCUUGGAGUUUUAUGAAAAAAAUCUUCAGGGGAUGGGGGUAGGCCAAGAGUUUGAAAAUGGUAUAAAUGCAAUUUACUCAGAACAAAAAGCUAAAUUAAUAGUUAAUAAUGUGAUAACAGAGGAAAUUAAGAUAGAGAAAGGGACACGACAAGGCUGCCCAAUUUCCCCAUUACUUUUUAUUUCUGUUCUGGAGGUUUUGUUAAAUAUGAUAAGAAGGGACCAUCUGAUUAAGGGCAUAACGGUCGGAGCGAAACAAUAUAAAUUGAAAGCAUUUGCAGAUGACCUUGUAUUGACAUUACAGGAGCCAGAAUCUAGUACGAAAAGAGCAUUAGAACUGAUUCAAGAGUUUGGUCAGGUGGCAGGUUUUAAGUUGAAUAAGCUUAAAACUAAAGUACUUGAGAAGAAUUUAACACCGAUUGAAAAAGAGAGGUUUCAGAAUGAGACAGGUUUAACAGUGGUAAAAAAAGUGAAAUAUCUGGGGAUUCAUAUGACAGCUAAAAACGGGAAUUUAUUUAAAGACAAUUAUGAAAAAUGUUGGUCGGACAUUAAAAAGGAUUUAGAAAUAUGGACAAAUUUGAAGCUUUCCUUGUUAGGGCGAAUUGCUGUCAUCAAGAUGAAUGUAUUGCCAAGAAUGUUGUUUUUGUUUCAAUCGAUACAAAUAAUAGACAAAAUGGACUGUUUUAAGAAGUGGCAGAGAGAUAUUUCUAAGUUUGUCUGGCAGGGCAAGAGGCCUAGGAUAAAAUUUAAAAUAUUGACUGAUGCUAAAGAAAGAGGGGAUUUGCCCUGCCAGACUUUAAACUUUAUUAUGAAUCAGCAGCUUUCUGCUGGUUGAAGGAUUGGCUACUUCUGGAAAAUACUGAUGUAUUGGACUUAGAAGGUUUCAAUAAUGUGUUUGGGUGGCAUGCAUAUCUGUGGUAUGACAAGGUUAAAGCUCACAAAAUGUUUAAAAACCAUAUUGUCAGGAAAGCAUUGUUCAAUGUCUGGAUAAGAUACAAAGACUUAUUGGAGAAUAAAACCCCAAGGUGGCUAUCACCAAUGGAGGCAAAGGCCCUAAAAAGUCCAAUAUGGAGGCCAAAUGGCCAAAAUAUUGGGAGAUCUUGGAACAAGAAGGAGACAAAUUCAAACUGCAGAGUUUUGAAAAAUUAAAAGAUAGAGUGCGAGACUGGUUGCAUUAUUACCAAAUAAGAGAGGUCUAUAAUUUGGAUAGAAAAAUUGGCUUCCAGGUGGAAAAAUCAAAGUUGGAAACAGAAUUGCUAGAUUCCAAAACUAAAACACUUUCAAGAAUGUAUAACUUGCUGCUAAAAUGGAAUACUCAGGAUGAAACGGUAAAAUCUGCUAUGAUUAAAUGGGCACAGGAUAUUGGACAUAAUAUUAUGUUUGCUGACUGGGAACGGUUAUGGACCACAGGUAUGAAGUUCACAGCAUGUAAUGCUUUAAAAGAGAAUAUUAUGAAAAUGGUGUACAGGUGGUACAUGACUCCAGUCAAGCUUGCAAAAAUCUACCAUUUGCCCGAUAAUAAAUGUUGGAAAUGUAAGGAAACUGAAGGUACAUUCUUUCACAUUUGGUGGACGUGCCCAAAGAUUAAGGCCUUCUGGGAAAGGAUAUAUAAUGAGUUAAAAAAGGUAUUUAAGUAUACCUUUCUAAAGAAACCAGAAGCCUUUCUCUUGGGCAUUGUUGGCCAAUUGGUGCUAAAGAAAGACAGAACUUUUUUAUGUAUGCAACAGCAGCAGCAAGAAUACUCAUCGCAAAGUAUUGGAAGACACAAGAUUUACCCACUCUGGAAGAAUGGCAGAUGAAGGUAAUCGAAUAUAUGGAACUGGCGGAGAUGACUGGCAGAAUCCGUGACCAGGGAGAAGAGUCGGUGGAAGAAGAUUGGAAGAAAUUUAAAGUCUAUCUACAGAAAUACUAUAAAAUUAAUGAAUGUUAAAUUGAAGUCUGAUUGAAAAUAACUGGUAUUGGCAAAAGCUUUGUGAUUAAGAGUAUGGAAUAUUUGAUGGAUAAGGUUGUAAAAAUAUUUAUAUAUAAAUAGAUUAAGUUUUUGAGUUAAGAUAAUGAAAGGAGGGUAAGGAUUUGCUGAAAGGAGUUUUUAAAUGGAAGUGCAAGCGGGGAGAUGCGGGGAAGUCAAAGAACUAGGUAAAGAUAAGAAGGCUAAAUGAAAGUAUAAAUAUCUUUUAAAUUUUUCUGCUUCUUUUUCUUUGUUUUCUUUUUUUUUUUCCUUUCUUGUUAUGGAUAUUGUCAUUUCUGUUUGUUUUCUGUCAUGGUUAUUGUUGUUCUUUGUUUGUUGAAUUUUUGUAAUUCUGUAUUUUUUGGAAUUUUUUCUUGUAAAACCAAUAAAUAUCUUAUAAAAAAAAAAAAAGGAAAUAAAGAGCCAUGUGUCAUUGUUAAUUCAGUCCUGUAUUUUUUUAAUUGUUUUUUUAAAAAAAAAAAUAGCACCCCUUAACCAAAAUCGCAAUGUAUGUAGCGAAAAUACACAGUAAGAGUCCACAAUCAGCAGUCUGAAAUGAUUUAACUGAGAGCAACAAAAAAAAUCUGGAUAUCUACAAAAGUUCAGGAUUGUUUUUCUUAUGUAAUCAGUACAACAAUAGCAAUCAGUUGUGUCAAUUACUAGAAGUCAAUCUCUCUGUGUUGCCCAGGGAUUUAGAGGAGGCUCUGGAGAUGGGGGUAGAUUGGUCCCUCCGAGAAGGCUAUGCCUGGGCUGAGGAUAAAGAGCACUGUGAAGAAUAUGGGAGGAUGCUGCAAGCUGAUCCAAAUAAAGUCUCUGCGAGGGCUAAGAAAAGGGGCUUGCCCCAGGUAAUUGGUUUUCUGAGAUGAUGUUGCAUUAUUACUUAGAACUUCAUGCUAACUUCUUGGGUACAUUUCAGCAGAGUGAGAAUAUAAGUCUUGAUGAGAGGAUUAUUAUUAUUGCUAUUGCUAUCCCAGUCACAAUAUCCCAGUAUCCCACAGGGGGUUACAGCAACUAAGACACAAUAUUAAAAACAGUUUAAAACAACUUACACUGACUAAAGGUGCUGGACUUGCUGGUAGCCAGGGAAGGCAGAAUCUAUGUUCAAGUAUCAUUCAAUUCUGAGUAAGCUCAAGGAAUUUCCUGAAAACCAAUGUCUUGGCAUGCUGCUUUGUUAGGACAAGGAUGAGAAACCUAUGCUGCUCCAGAUCCUGUUGAACUCUAAUUCCCUUCAUCCCUGGCCAUGCUGGCUAGAGCUGAUGGGAGUUAAGAGUCCCACAAUAAUCUGAAGGCAAUAAGUUCCUCAUCUUAGAGCUGCCAUGUAAAAAAAAAAUGGUCAAUUUUUGCAUUGUCCAAUAUAUGAUUAACUUAUGAAACAAACAGCAACAAGAAAUAUCAAGUAGGAGGAUAAUAGCUAAAAAUUGAAGCCUCCAUGUACAGAUACAGUAACCCUUCCUCAGCAUCUGAUCAAUGGAGGUCAUGGCAUCAAUGUCCUGGGUUUGAGCUUUGCAGAGGUGUCUGGCUGCAGAUGAAGAUACGCACUGGGCCUUGACUACAUGGGCUUUCUAGUGUGAACACAACAAGGAAGUUUAUAUUCUCACAGUUCUAAACUGAGGCAAAUAGUGUACAGUUCAGUUAACUGUAACACUCAGGUUGAUUUCAGGCUUAUAGCUGACACCUUUGCUCUCAGCAGUAUCUCUUCCUCUAGUGAGAUGCCACAUGGCAUCAAAGACUGGCAAGCCAUUGCCUCAACCUUUCUAAGGGAAACCAGUUGUCUUCCAUUUUGCUUCUCAUUUCACUAUCUGCUCAAAUCAUAGCUAAGCUUUCUUGUUUUAUUCGACAGCUGGGGACUUUGGGAGCAGGAAACCAUUAUGCUGAGAUCCAGGUUGUAGAUGAAAUUUUUAACGAAUAUGCUGCCAAGAAGAUGGGCAUAGACCACAAGGGCCAAGUUUGUGUGAUGAUCCACAGUGGCAGCAGAGGCCUUGGCCACCAAGUAGCUACAGGUAUCUAGGCUUUUCUUCCUUUCUUCUUCUUAGCCCUUGAAACUUUACUCCUUUCUUGCAGGUAUCUACAGACUCCAGUUACUGCUUUAUGCGUUAUUUCCUCCCAAUCUUCAUGCAUGCCAUUGGCAUUUGUGGAAGCCUCAGAUAUGUCCAGUUUCUGGGUGUGCUAGUUUAGAUGGGCUUAAUGGAGACCUACACUGAAUUUGUGUUUCGUUUCUCUUCCCACCCCCACCCCCUUUUACAGAUGCCCUAGUGGCUAUGGAAAAAGCUAUGAAGCGAGACAAGAUCAUAGUGAACGACCGCCAGCUGGCAUGUGCCAGGAUUGCUUCCCAGGAGGGACAGGACUACUUGAAGGGAAUGGCAGCAGCUGGAAACUAUGCAUGGGUCAAUCGUUCUUCCAUGACUUUCCUCACCAGACAGGUGCGAAGAAAGAGCAUGAACUUGUUCACUUCCGUCUCUUUAAGCCCCAGUGGGAUCUAUUCAGCUGCAUUCUGACUGAUUGACACCUGGGUAACAUUUCUGGAACAAUUAAAUUAUUUUGCUCCAGAAGUUAAUCCAUAUCACUCCACAUUGGUAGGAAGAGGUUGGCUUAACUGGCUUGUGGAUUGGUGGUGCAGUGCCUUGUAAUCUUCCUCAUAAACAGGAUGUAUGAAUGGGGCUGGGCCCCAUUAAUGAGUUUUGGGAGGAAAAUGGACUUUCCCCUUGAACUUUAAACUGCUGAGUUACGUUCAGUAGAGCAAUGUGAGGGCACUGCAGAGAAUAGAUGCUGGAGGUGGGCUUCCACCACUGCCAUCAUGGUAACAGCCAUAAGUUAUGUGUUCAUCAGAUUAUUUGGGCUCUUACCAGCCCUAAAAAAUUUUUUUUGAAUUCAGAGGACUGCUCCUUAUGUCUAUAAUGUUUUCUAGGCUUUUGCUAAAGUCUUCAAUACCACCCCUGAUGAUCUGGAUCUGCAUGUGAUCUAUGAUGUAUCUCACAACAUUGCCAAAGUAGAGCAGCAUGUGGUAGAUGGAAAAGAACGGACCCUGCUGGUGCACCGGAAAGGAACAACCAGAGCUUUCCCUCCUCACCACCCCCUCAUUGCGGUUGAUUACCAGGUACGAAUUUGUGGCCCUUUUCUUUCUUGCCAAUGCCAACAGGUCCUGCAAAUAGUAUAUUUGUUACUCCUCGUGGACUUCCACACCUAACAGCUCAUGUUCCUACAAUUGUGUUGGUGCACCUUUCUACCUUUAUUCCUUUUCAUGCAACAAUACAACCUUCUAGCUGUCAGGACUUAUAUUUCUCAGUGUCUGCUGUACUGCUGUAUUGCAAUCAAAACAUCCCGAUUGCUCAGAUUUUGCCUGUCUCCUGUCUGACAUUUCCUUGAUUCACUAUGGAAGCUUGACCCUGAGUGGAUCAGUAGUGAUCUUCAGUGGAUCCUUGCUGAGCAGCAUAUGCUUACAGCUUGGGGGGAUGUGUCAUAUUGAUUCUGCACCCUUCUUUUGCCUCUGCAGCUGACUGGCCAGCCUGUCCUGAUUGGUGGAACAAUGGGAACUUGUAGCUAUGUCCUUACUGGUACCGAACAAGGCAUGACUGAAACCUUUGGUACCACCUGCCAUGGAGCGGUGAGUAACAAAGCAACUUUCAUCUAGCUUGGGGGUGGGCAGCCUUCCAUCUAGUGGGAUAUAUUUUGUUUAUUACCAGAACCCCAAGUUCCAUCAACUGGAGCCUUGUGCAGAACCCAUAUGCUUCCAAUGAAAUAAUUCCAGCAGGAGAACAAUAGCUGGGAGUCAGGCAGUAGAUUUAGCAAGUAGAUUUCAAACACCCAGUGAUUUACUGGUGGAUCCAGAUUUACUUUGCCCAUCACUGCUCUUACUCAAGUGCUUCCUCGCUUCCCAUUUACCGUAUUUUUCGCUCCAUAAGACGCACUUUUCCCUUCCUAAAAAUGUAUGCAUCCCAGGCUCUGCUCAGUGCUCCCUUUAAAAAGCGUGUGGAGCGUGUGUGCAGCUCUUGGGAGCUUUUCCCCGAGGAGGGAGAAGGGCAGCCCGUCAGUGACUGGCUUCUGGGAUUCAGAAUAUUUUUUUUCUUGUUUUCCUCCUCCAUAAACUAGGUGUGUCUUAUGGUCUGGUGUGUCUUAUAGAGCGAAAAAUACAGUAUGUAUUGCUCAGUGAUAUGCCUGUAGGACUAAGGUGCAGCAUUUGCAAGAAUCCUAUCUAUAAAUGCUGCUUGUUUAAUCUCCAAUAAUUAAAAUGUACAUUGACUUCAUUUGAAUUGCAUAGGACAUUUUCUUUCUCUAACUGAAGAUGGUAACAGCAAGGGUAUGAAAAUAAAAUCACUUCAUGUGUGACCACCUUUUCAGCAUCCAAGUUCCUCAUACCUUUAAAUAGAUGUGCAUAUGUGUGAACUGUGGUUAAUGCAGUUUUCAGACCACGGAAAGGCCUGUUCUCAUGUUGCAACCCUCUGGAUCUCUUCUGAAGGAGGCACACAAAGAUAUGCAGGCCUAAAAGUUGUUAGGCUUGUUGCAUUCAUUGGCACAAAAUGGCCAGGGACCUAUUUAGCUGACACUUUCUGGAUGCCUGUUGUCAGUGUCUUAUUUUCCCUGAAGGGUAUAUGGCAGUAACUGAAACAGUGAUUGUCGUUUUUAGGGCCGUGCAUUGUCACGUGCAAAAUCUCGGCGCAACUUGGAUUUCCAGGAUGUAUUGGACAAGCUGGCGGACAUGGGGAUUGCAAUCCGGGUUGCAUCCCCCAAACUGGUUAUGGAAGAAGUAAGUGAUUUAUAAACUUCUUUGUGGGAAUUUACUUCUGGGGUGAGCUUCCUCUCCUGGUGAAGUAUUAAUGUCUGCCAGCAACAAGGGGACACAACACUUCAUUGGACUCUGCCAUUCCAGGAACCUUAAACCUCUUCCAGGCUAAAAUGGUUUCCUCUUCUCUCCCCUUCCCUCAUUUGGGAACAUCCAGUGUCCCAUGUCAUUGUUCAGAACAUUCCUUUUGUAUCACUAAUAGAGUCUGAAAGGCAAGCGAAUGUUGUACAUUUCAUUUCAGUUAUUUCUUCUGAUGCCCAAAAAAACAGUUUUUUCCCUAAACAUUGAUGGAAGCUUGUUGAAAAUUAUUGUUAUUACUACUAGUACUACUACUACAUUUCUAUACCACCCUUCAUCAGACAAUCACAGGGUGGUUUACAGUACACCUGUUCAAAAGGACUUAAUAUAGUCUUUCAUAAACAAUAAUGGGGGGGAAUAGGUGCUUGCCUUGUGUAAGUUCUCCUGUCUUUUUAAGUUUGGUAAUAUGGGAUCUGAUGAAAGCCCCCCCCCCCUUUUUUUUUGAGGGAGCUACUAUAGGAGGAGGAAGAGCCUUUUCAGUGGUAGCACCAAUCUUGCUUAAUUAUUCUUUAAGAACCUCCCCUUAACCCAAGUCUUGAGAAAUCAAAGGAAGGCAUUACUCUUUUAAGCACGCAUUUUGGAGAGUUUAUCUGAGAUUACUGGCCUUAUAUCAAGGAAAGCCUAAGUGAUUUUGCUUAGAUGAUUUUUGAAAUUAAAUCACAUAGUUAAAAUGAUUUUUAUUCUAACAUUAUAUUAAUCUUAUGAAUGUAUGCAUGUAUUGAGAGCCUCAUGUAUUACAAGCUGCCUGGUAGCUUUUUGAAUGAUGUGGAAUAGAAAUUGAUAGUUUUUAAAUUAUUAUUAUUAUUAUUAUUAAUAAUAAUAAUAAUAAUAAUAAUAUUAACAAAAAAAGACCUCAAAAUAUAUUCUUAACUCUCCUUUUACAUCUCAUUUAUCUCAGGCACCUGAAUCUUACAAGAAUGUGACGGAUGUGGUUAACACCUGCCAUGCAGCUGGCAUCAGCAAGAAAGCUAUUAAACUGAGACCCAUAGCAGUGAUCAAAGGCUAAGGAAGUCUUUCCCUGAACUGGCCACCACUGUUCUUGCUGAAGACCUUUUCCCACCAGAGUGCUUGAAGGUUGUUUCCAUCUAGAAUACAAACUGACACAGACUCUAUGUUAGAACUCAUUAAAGUAAGUUUGUGCCUGGGGGUGAGGGGCUCUCUUUGCUAAGAGGAGCUAAAUCAAGACACAUAGCCCUUCGUUUCUAGAGUGGUAUUUAAAAUUGGGUGAAUUUCUUUUAGCAGAAUCUAAAAGCAACCUUGUUCAGAAGAUUCUUCGCUCUUAAUAAAUUAUAUGUGCCCUUCAUGGUGAGAUUCUGACCAAUGUUGAUUUGAUAGCCACCAAUUUGCAAGGAGGCUUUCUCUGGUGUAGACCAAGUACAAAUGCUACUGUUUUCACUUUGUUGUUUUUGUAUUUUUCUCCUGACAUGAGUUGUUUGAUCUCCUUUAUAAUGUACCAAUCUGUACUAUUGGAGAUAGAAAGGGAAUCUUUUUUUGCACUGUGAGUUGCAAUAAAGCCUGAACAAUAUCAUUCAUCUAUGUGGCAUGACUACUGUCACAAGUACUCUACUUUAAAAGUCUAUGAUCAGAUAGUUGCUCCCAUAAGUGCACUAGCAUAGCGGUUCUGUUGAAUGAGGGGUGGUAAGUUUGCACAAGCUGUGUUGCCCACGAUUCACUUGGUGCAGCAGGUUCUCUAUGUAUGUAUGUUUCCUGGAAUCCCUGAUUACAGCUCAGCUGGAAAACUUUGUUAGAGAAAAGUUGGUAUUCCUUGAAGAGAUGCCAACUUUCCCUUGAUGUCCCUCAUGAAUCAGGGCAUCCAGAUGCUAUAGAAGCUGUAAUUGCUUUGGCAUGGACAGAUUGUGUCCUAGCACUAGAGAAAUGAGAAACAUAAGCUGAGCAACCAUUUGAGGUACGUAAGUCCUGUCUUCCACUGCACCUGGUCAUUCAAAAGGUAAGGAACACUGCCUCUUAAAGCAGCGGUCUUGCUGCUUUUCAGUGAGUAAAGCUUUAGAUUACUCUUUAAAACUGCAAAGGAGCAUGUCAGUUAGCUGUGCGCAUAAAAUGCAAAGCCAAACCACUUGCCACAAAAAUGUGGGUUCCCAGAGAGGAGAUUGAAGCCACUUCACUCCUUCCUCCAAGUCCUGCUGCUGUGAGCUAAACCUGGGCAUGGCUUAGUGUUGUUUGUACACAAGCUUGUGGUUUGUCUCGCUUCACAUAAACAACAGUCUGUAACCGGGGUUCAUAGCUCAUGGAUUGUCUAAAGGAGACAAAGCACGAUCCUAGGUUCAGGUGACAUGCUAAGCCAAACCAUGGUUUAGCUCACAGCAGGAGUAAAGACAUAGUGUUGGCAGUCUCCUCACAGGUUCUCACCAUGGUUUGACUUUGAUUUAUGUGUGAACUGGCUCACUAUGUAGAAGGGGGAAUUGUUCACUCCUCAUCUCAUGGGCUCCUGUUCGCACAUGCACAUUGCAGAUGGGUGGGGAAGCAGCAAAGUUACCUCUGUUUAGGUACAGAUUAGGAUGAUUUCAGCAGGACCAGCAUAGGUUAUUUUCCCCCUUCUGGUGCUGCUGUUUUCUGUUUACAUUAAAGUGCUCCUAUACUGGAUGGUUAGAUUUUGAAAACACUAUUGCCAUCCUCUCAUGAAGUAACAGUGAUGGCUGCUCUAUUCCACAAUAAGCAUGAUUUGCAAAGUCAUUGUUUGAAUUUUAUUGACAUUCUGGAAGUGAUUUUCUAGAGAGGUCUCAAAACUGACAAAUAAACAGAGAAUGCAAGAAAGUCAC